AAGACCUUGACAUUGGGACAAUACCGCGCCUUCCCUCGCGAGCCAAAGCGAUCGGUCCGAUCGAUCUCUCCCCCCAUACUUCUAACCCUAAAAGUCUCUCAUCUUCUUUGCAUUAGGAUCCCCACCCACCAUGGAUGACCAGAAAGGGGCCCACGUUAGGGCCUCCUUAUCCCUCUCCUCUGUCUCAGCUUCGUCUUUCGCUGCCGCCGCGCCCCCGAAGGAGGAGCUGCUGCCUCCCGUAGGCGGCGGCCAGAGGGUGCGGUUCUCGGUGGAUCUCAAGCCCGGGGAGACCACCAUCGUUUCCUGGAAGCGGCUGCUUAAGGAGUCCAGUAAAGGGUGCGGGGGUGGAUUCCCUCCCAAUGCUUUAGCGGCUGACCCACUUCUUGAUUCCCUCGCCCAAGCUGGUGGUCCGCCUGCAGCAAAUGAAUUAGAAGAUGCAGUUCCACCUACAAAUCGUUUUAGUGCAGUUAUUGAGAAGAUUGAACGCCUGUACGUGGGCAAACAAAGCAGUGAUGAAGAACUUGAUGAUAUCCCAUGUGACGAUCAAUAUGACACCGAGGAUUCUUUUAUAGAUGAUACUGAGUUGGAUGAAUAUUUUCAAGUGGACAAAAUGUCAACCAAGCACAAUGGGUAUUUUGUCAACAAAGGAAAGUUAGAGCAGAUUGAGCCUAGCACGUCACUUAAGGAGGCACCAAGCAAAAGAAGAAGAAAUGACUCCACAAAUCUGCAUGGUGAUGGUAAUGUCCUUGUUCCCAGUGGCCCUGUAAAUGUUGGCAAUAUGCACAUCAAGGGUGCUGCUAGGAAUGCACCAGAGGUAGGAAGGAAACCAAAGCCUGGAAAAAUUUAUGCAACAUAUGGUGUUGGUGAACAUUACAGUGAAGAAGGCAGACAUAUAAAAUAUAAAUCAAAAGGCACUACAACAGCCUACAAACGUAAAUCUUCUGAUUUCACCAUCAAAUCAGAAAAACAAUCAACCAAGGUAUCUGAUUCCUUGCAAUCAAUCACGAGAGUGCCAUAUAAGGAUGGUUUUUUGCGACCUUUGGAACUAAAGUGUCUUGAUAAGCAUAAAGAUGUAGUACUUGCUUUAAAAAAUACUGGCCACAGGUCAAGAGCAAGUGAUUCAUUUGGUCCCUUGUACCAAGUAUCCUGCAAUGAAGGUCACAUGGAAUUUCAGUCAAAAAAAUCGCUACAUAGUGAUGCUGGAGAAGUAUAUGCUACAAUUCGAAGUAAGGAGAGAUAUGGCUCCAGUGAUUUUCUUGCUAUGAAUUCUCCUGGGAGUGCCCAUCCUAUGCAUGAAGCACAGCAUCUGUCCACAAGGGCGAAAGGAAGUUCCUCUGUUAGGCCUAAAGGGACCACACUUGAACGAGCCAUCUAUGACCUCGAAAAGAUAGUGGCUGAGUGUAGACCACCAAGUCUUGAUGUUCAGGAGGUGGAUCUGGCAUUUCAAGGCAUUAAGAGGAGACUUCCGAAGGAAGUAAAGCAGAAGCUUGCUAAAGUUGCAAGAUUAUCGGCAAGCCAAGGUAAAAUUUCUGAAGAUGAGCUGGUUGAUCGGCUUAUGGGUAUUCUAGGUCACCUAGUACAGCGCAGGACAUUAAAGAGAAAUAUGAGAGUGAUGGUUGAAUUAGGUCUUUCAGCAAAACAGCAGAAAGCUGAUAGAUUCCAUCAAGUAAAAGGGGCAGUCACUGAGAUGAUCAGAGCACGUGUUUCUCAGUUGAAGUCCAAGUUACCUGAGCUACAAGAUGGUUCAGCUGAUAAUUUUCAGAAAAUUAAUAAUGAUGAAAAAAGAGUUUUGAAAGGAAGAUAUAGUAUGGAUUCUGCUCUAGAAGACAAGAUCUGUGAUCUCUAUGAUCUUUAUGUUGAGGGAAUGAAUGAAGACAAAGGCCCUCAAAGCAGGAAGCUCUAUGUAGAGCUUGCAGAACUGUGGCCCAGUGGUUACAUGGAUGAUGUUGGAAUUAAAGAUGCCAUUCAGAGAUCAAAGGAAAGGAAAAGAGCAAUUUAUAGUCACAAUAAGGUUCACAAUGAAGAGAGGAUCAAGAGGAGAAAGUUGGCUUCCACAGUGCGAGUGGCUGAGACUAAUCCAGCUGCUCAAUUACAAGCCAGACAAGAGAAGCCAGUUCCAAUCGUUGAUUCCACUGCUCAGUUUCUUGCUCCCUUGGAGAAGCUAGGUUGCAAUCGAACUGCUGCUACAACAGGCCGAUCAAUGGAUUGUAUCCCACCUACCAAUUCUGGACACCAUGUAUCAAAAAAGCCCAACAAGGUUAGAGCUGUUAAAGUGAGCACAAACUCUGAGGACACAAGCAAAGCUUCCAUGAAGAAAUUGAAAAAGUUAGAACCUGAGUUGGCUGAAACUCAGGUUCAUUCCCAGAGAGUUCCUAUUCAGCUUGUCACUGAGAAACAAAAUUUCCCAAGCUUCUGGAUGACACAAGCCUGAGUCACCAGCGUGAACUGGUGUUGAACUAUUAAGUGCUUCAGGUUCUGACGAGCCAAGCUGAUUUGUUGCAGCUUACACUUACAAAAGUAAUAUGCUAGUUUAGGUUUUAGUUGAUUUCUUCUGUUUCUUUAUUGUAUGACCUUAAAUCUGAAUCCUAGUCUUCUUAAUCUUUCCCACCAACCAAUCCCUUUGUGUAUUACAAUUUGAUCAUCUUUUGAUAGAUGCGCCAUCCUUUUCCUCCGUUUAACAGUUAUUCAACAAGUAGCUACCCCUCAUAAGCAUUUGCUUUCAUGAGCUGCAACAUGUACAUGUUCUUAUCUCUCUAUGGGAGCUGGUUUUCCUGUGUAACUGUCAGCAAAUUGUCAUAUCUAACUUAAAAGGGGUCGUGGUGUUGUAAUUAAAGUGUUGAUAUUUGGCAUUGCAGUAAUGAAAAUUCCCUUUAGUUAUCUA
Musa acuminata AAA Group (dessert banana) is the source of this 2881-nucleotide messenger RNA. Its product is annotated as ubinuclein-1-like. The coding region runs from base 131 to 2431 and encodes 766 amino acids. The record is from RefSeq and is a predicted model, not a curated record. Gene Ontology annotation, biological process: chromatin organization. NCBI's taxonomy places the organism in Eukaryota, Viridiplantae, Streptophyta, Magnoliopsida, Zingiberales, Musaceae. Gene Ontology annotation, cellular component: nucleus. The transcript is spliced from 13 exons.